GCGGCGGCGAGUGGAAGGCAAGAUGGCGGCGGCGGCGGCGGCCUGGUGCUGAGGGCUGAGGCAGGUCCCCGCGAGCCCCGCGGCUGGCCGCCCCCGUCCCCCCGCUCCCCGCGGCGCCUCUCCUCGCGCCCCGCCUCCCCCGCCGACCCCGAGGCGGGGAGCCCCCCCCCGGGGACGGGCCCAGGCCGUCGCGCCCCCCCACCCCCCGCCCUGUCCCAGUGGCCGCUGUCCAGGAGCCCCGCCGUCCCCUUGCAGGAUUAAUUAUAUUGAUUGUAAACAGUACCAGGAACUUCUGUGAAGAAUCUUUUUUGUUUUGCUCAGGACAAAGCUGUGGAUUUAUCAAAUAGCUCUUAAAGAAGUCCUUUGUGUGGAUUAUAUACAUAUAGAUGUUUUCAUGAAGAGGAGUGAAAAGCCAGAAGGUUAUAGACAGAUGAGGCCUAAGACCUUUCCUGCCAGUAACUACACUGGCAGCAGCAGGCAAAUGUUACAAGAAAUUCGGGAAUCCCUUAGAAAUUUAUCCAGACCAUCAGAUGCAGCAAAGGCCGAACAUAACAUGAGUAAGAUGUUAACUGAAGAUCCUCGACAAGUCAGAAAUCCUCCCAAAUUUGGGAUGCAUCAUAAAGCCUUGCUAGAAAUUCGAAACUCUCUAUUACCAUUUGCCAAUGAAACAAGUUCUUCCUCCCGGUGUACUGCAGAAGUCAACCCCCAAAUGCUUCAAGAUUUGCAAGCUGCUGGAUUUGACGAGGAUAUGGUUAUACAAGCACUUCAAAAAACUAACAACAGAAGUACAGAUGCUGCGAUUGAAUUCAUUAGUAAAAUGAGUUACCAAGAUCCUCGAUGGGAACAGACAGCCGUGGCACCUGCCAGACCUAUCAAUGCCAGCUUAAAACCAGGGAAUGUGCAACAAUCAGUUAACCGCAGACAAAGCUGGAAAGGGUCUAAAGAAUCCUUAGUUCCUCAGAGGCAUGGCCCACCACUUGGAGAGAGCGUAACCUAUCAUUCUGACAGCCCGAACUCACAGCCAGAUGUGGGAAGGCCUUUGUCAGGAUCUGGCAUAGCAGCAUUUGCUCAGGCUCACCCCAGCAACGGACAGAGAGUGAACCCACCACCACCUCCUCAAGUCCGGAGUGUCACUCCUCCUCCCCCUCCGAGAGGCCAGACUCCCCCUCCGAGAGGCACAACGCCACCUCCACCUUCCUGGGAACCGAACUCUCAGACCAAGCGCUAUUCUGGGAACAUGGAUUAUGUGAUCCCCCGAAUCUCGCCUGUGCCGCCAGGAGCCUGGCAGGAGGGCUAUUCUGCACCACCUCUGAACACGUCCCCUAUGAACCCUACCCAGGGCCAGAGGGGCAUUAGUUCUGUGCCUGUCGGUCGGCAGCCAAUCAUCAUGCAGAGUUCAAACAAAUUUAGCUUCCCACCCGGGAGACCUGGAAUUCAGAACGGUAGCAGUCAGACUGACUUCCUGAUGCAUCAAAACGUUGUUCCUGCUGGCACUGUAGGUCGGCAGCCACCCCCUCCAUACCCUCUGACCUCAAGUAAUGGACAAAGCUCUUCUGCUUUACAGGCAGGGGGAUCUACUGCUCCUUCAUCAUAUACAAAUGGGAAUAUUCCUCAGUCUAUGAUGGCGCCAAACAGAAAUAGUCACAACAUGGAACUUUAUAACAUCAGUGUCCUUGGGCUGCAGACCACCUGGCCUCAGUCGUCUUCUGCUCCAGCCCAGUCCUCCCCAAGCGGUGGGCAUGAAAUUCCUCCGUGGCAGCCCAAUAUACCAGUGAGGUCAAAUUCUUUCAAUAACCCUCUAGGAAGCAGAGCAAGUCAUGCUGCCAAUUCUCAGCCUUCAGCGACAACAGUCACUGCUAUCACACCUGCUCCCAUUCAGCAGCCCGUGAAAAGCAUCCGCGUAUUAAAGCCGGAGCUACAGACUGCUCUGGCACCCACACACCCUUCCUGGAUGCCACAGCCCAUUCAAGCCGUGCAGCCCGGGCCUUUCUCUGAGAGCACGACUUCCAGUGUGACCGUGAUGCCGCCUGUUGCUGAAGCUCCAAGCUAUCAGGGCCCACCACCGCCUUAUCCCAAACACCUGCUACACCAGAACCCGCCUUUCCCUCCCUACGAGCCCGUCAGUAAGUCCAGCAAAGAGGAUCAGCCAAGCUUGCCCAAGGAAGAGGAGGGUGAGAAGGGCUAUGAACAUGUCGACAGUGGGGAUAAAGAAAAGAAGCAGAUUACAACUUCACCCAUAACUGUUAGGAAAAACAAGAAAGACGAAGAGCGAAGGGAAUCCCGAAUUCAGAGUUACUCUCCUCAGGCAUUUAAAUUCUUUAUGGAGCAACAUGUAGAAAAUGUACUCAAAUCUCAUCAGCAGCGUCUCCAUCGUAAGAAACAACUAGAGAAUGAAAUGAUGCGGGUUGGAUUAUCUCAAGAUGCCCAGGAUCAAAUGAGAAAGAUGCUUUGCCAAAAAGAAUCUAAUUACAUCCGUCUUAAGAGAGCCAAAAUGGACAAGUCUAUGUUUGUGAAAAUAAAGACAUUAGGAAUAGGUGCAUUUGGUGAAGUAUGUCUAGCAAGAAAAGUAGAUACCAAGGCUUUGUAUGCCACAAAAACUCUUCGAAAGAAAGAUGUCCUACUUCGAAAUCAAGUUGCUCAUGUAAAAGCUGAGAGAGAUAUCCUGGCAGAAGCUGACAACGAAUGGGUAGUCCGUCUCUAUUAUUCAUUUCAAGAUAAGGACAAUUUAUAUUUUGUAAUGGAUUACAUUCCUGGGGGUGAUAUGAUGAGCCUAUUGAUUAGAAUGGGAAUCUUUCCAGAAAAUCUGGCACGAUUCUACAUAGCAGAGCUUACCUGUGCAGUUGAAAGUGUCCAUAAAAUGGGUUUUAUUCAUAGAGAUAUUAAGCCUGAUAACAUUUUGAUUGAUCGUGAUGGUCAUAUUAAAUUGACUGACUUUGGGCUCUGCACUGGCUUCAGAUGGACGCAUGAUUCUAAGUACUAUCAAAGCGGUGACCAUCCACGGCAGGAUAGCAUGGAUUUCAGCAAUGAGUGGGGCGACCCCUCUAACUGUCGGUGUGGAGACAGACUGAAGCCCCUGCAGAGGAGAGCUGCACGCCAGCACCAGCGAUGUCUGGCACAUUCCUUGGUUGGAACCCCCAAUUAUAUUGCGCCUGAAGUGUUGUUACGGACAGGUUACACACAGUUAUGUGAUUGGUGGAGUGUUGGUGUAAUUCUUUUUGAAAUGUUGGUGGGACAACCUCCUUUCUUGGCACAAACACCACUAGAAACACAAAUGAAGGUUAUCAACUGGCAAACAUCUCUUCACAUUCCAUCACAAGCUAAACUGAGUCCUGAAGCAUCUGAUCUUAUUAUUAAACUUUGCCGAGGACCCGAAGACCGUCUAGGCAAGAAUGGUGCUGAUGAAAUAAAAGCUCACCCAUUUUUUAAGACAAUUGAUUUCUCUAGUGACCUGAGACAACAAUCUGCUUCUUAUAUUCCGAAAAUCACACAUCCAACAGAUACAUCCAAUUUUGAUCCUGUUGAUCCAGAUAAGUUAUGGAGUGACGAUAACGAAGAAGAAAAUGUAAAUGACACUCUGAACGGAUGGUAUAAAAAUGGAAAGCACCCUGAACAUGCUUUUUAUGAAUUUACCUUUCGGAGGUUUUUUGAUGACAAUGGCUAUCCAUAUAAUUAUCCAAAGCCGAUUGAAUAUGAAUAUAUUAAUUCACAAGGCGCUGAACAGCAUUCAGAUGAAGAUGACCGGCAUGCAGGCUCGGAGAUCAAAAAUCGAGAUUUAGUUUAUGUUUAACACACUAGAAAAUAAUUGUAGUAAGAAGUUGCAAAAAUGUCUGAAACCCAGGUUUUUUUGAGACUGAGAAAAAAAAUAUGCAAGUGUGA
Messenger RNA from Sorex araneus (European shrew), 3876 nucleotides. It is a transcript of the gene LATS1, whose product is annotated as large tumor suppressor kinase 1. Gene Ontology annotation, molecular function: protein serine/threonine kinase activity; ATP binding; protein binding. Gene Ontology annotation, cellular component: spindle pole. The transcript is spliced from 8 exons. Bases 395 to 3787 code for a protein of 1130 amino acids. The record is from RefSeq and is a predicted model, not a curated record. Gene Ontology annotation, biological process: peptidyl-serine phosphorylation; regulation of organ growth; hippo signaling. NCBI's taxonomy places the organism in Eukaryota, Metazoa, Chordata, Mammalia, Eulipotyphla, Soricidae.